This is a messenger RNA of Toxoplasma gondii ME49, 13029 nucleotides long. Its product is annotated as eIF2 kinase IF2K-B. Gene Ontology annotation, biological process: protein phosphorylation. The record is from RefSeq and is a predicted model, not a curated record. The transcript has 3 exons. Gene Ontology annotation, molecular function: ATP binding; protein kinase activity. Lineage: Eukaryota; Apicomplexa; Conoidasida; Eucoccidiorida; Sarcocystidae. The coding region runs from base 4273 to 12057 and encodes 2594 amino acids.
ACGAUUUCCGUGUAGUGUAUAACAACCCUUAGGGACACGAAGAACCAGGGCGGUGCUGCACGUUGGUGUAUUGUGAGGUAGACAUUUCCACUGGAGCUGUGACGGGAUCAUUCGCUCGGCACACGCCAAUAUAACGGCCCUCCCCGGUCGUAACAUCUCUGCUGCUCCUUUCUCAGUGGCGCUGCCGUUGCUUGUGCCCUGCAAGUCAAUAACAAUCCACUAGUCCGGGAUAGAGGGGACUUUUCUGCGGCAUUCACGGUGUGUUUUGUCUUCUACCGUUGUCGGGGGAGAAAAGUAAGACAAACAAUUUUAAGAAUGUACUGAUUCUGGGCCUUUAUAAGGGUCUGAACCUUCGUGGGAGAGGGAUCGGGGAGUCAUGAUGAUGCGGACUUGGAGGCAACCUUCUUCUCGUGGUUGCGGGCGCUAUUGAAUGUUCGCCACGCCGAGACACACAAAUAUUGAUCGACUUCAACAAACAGAGUCAAAGACGGACAAAAAACUUCCCCCUCGACCUUCCUACUCAGUGUUGGUGGUGGAACAACUCCGCCUGUGUCUUCGAGCGGUACCGGCACCAUUCGACGGUCCGGUGGUUCGUUAUCCUAACACUGGAUGACGUCAUUCCGCGUUCAAGGUAGAGGCGUGGUAAGGCGGCGGCCAGUCAAACCUCACCUGCAGCUGCCGCAAGGCGUAGCAGGAACCAGAGACAGACCACUAGGACCGUACUGUCAACCCUUGAAGACAGUGUGUGCUAGCCUCGAGUGUUUUUGCUUCGAGAGGCGCGGUGGAGGACCCAGCGAACCACUUCAUGUCGCUUUGUUUGUAACUGUGGUAGUAUGUAUGUGCACACGUGGUGGAGGUUGCUGUGAGGCAAAAGUAGCCUUAAUUGAACCUUUCAGUUGUGAGAACCUUCCGUCAAAAAGUUAGACUGUAUGUCAUCUUGUUCUCAAUGUGGGCCUUCGGGCAGCGAUUGGAAGAGAGAGAAACGCAUCCUGAAGUAGGGAAGGAGUGGUCGACUAGCUGUAUCGAUUGUUCCGUUUAGUAAAUGAGCGUUUUCCGAACUGCUUCCGUCAUUCUUUCCGAAACGUCGAAAGACGUGCACAACGGAAUCGAUGUUGACAUAAGGAGCAAUGAGUCCGGAUCUCGUGUUUGCGAAGGGACUAGACAGCUUGAAAAGCUUAACGGGGAGGGAAGCCCUUUCACCUUGGAUUUCUUACUCUCGCUACCUUCGAGAGAGUGAACGCCCAGUUCGAACGUGUGGCGAUUCUAACAGUGAUAGCUUUGCAUGUUGCUCUCCGGGUCUGAAGGCGUUGUGUGCGUAGGAAAUUUGGGGCGACAGUGGAAGCAGAAUUGGGAGAACAUGGUAGGAACAGAACGCGGUGAUUUUCACCCUUGUCGGGAUGCUUGUGCUGAUUCAACGGCCCAAAACCGAAGGCGAACUCGGCUUCUUAGCCUCCUAUGUUUGCCUCAUUCCGUCUCGGCGGCUGAUCUCACCGCGACCUUCGCCAGUCUUGUGGUGUUGUGUUUUUCCCCGUUUUACCCAUGCGAAAUGAAGGUGCAUACUGCCCUUGUAAAAGUUGCCGUCCUUGCCGGUGCUGCGGCCCACCAAAAUAAGCGGUGCCCUCGUUACUUUCGCAAGGUGAAUUGUUGUGUCACAUGGAUCAAGGGAUGACUUGCCGGUCUUUGUGUUGAGCAAGACAGCGUAUCCUCUGUUCUGUACACGGUUCAGAAAAGGGGGAAACCAGGACGUUUGAGUAGCGCCUUAUAUGAUUUAGACUAGGUGGGAGAAGUAGGAGGGCGCUGUGAGUGAUGAGAAUUGGUUACGGGUAUUCGAUAAACACACCAUAUCUGGCGCACUGACAGCGUCGUAACUUGGCGAGAAGCCACUACCCACUUAUUGUAUGGCGAGCACUUAAAUCCUUGACGGUAUUACUAAUCCCUUCUUGGAUUCAGAACAGGGAAUUACUGCUGUCGUAUUGUUUCCAUGUGUGGUUCUCCAGCCAUCAUGAGGUCACUACAUUGCCGUCGAUAGAAAUGCGGUGACUCCCGUCAUCCUUCCCUGCCACUGUUUAUACUGUUUUCUUUCAUUCCCUUUUCUGUCCUGUCGCCCUCCUUGCCGCUUCUGUUGUUGCUCGUGUUGAUAGUACUGGGUGGUGACUAUGUCAAAGGACCCCAAGUUCACGGUAACAGACAUCUCAGAAGAGGAUAAGUGAAACGACACCCUCCUCAGUUUCCUUCAACUAAACAUUCAUCCCACUGAGAUCAGGGAGGCUGUGGUCGGUUCAGUUUCAGAUGCUCUUACGCUUGAAUCGUGACUCGAAAUCGAGAUUCCCAAACGGGAAGGUGUGUUUUUGCUUGUGGUUACUGGCCGGCGUUCUCGUCAGAUCAUCACCUGAGGAGAAGCCGGUAUCCAACGUUGUGAGCCGGCGGAGUUGCUUUGUUGCACGCUCGAGAGUGGCCGUAUGACUAAGGAAGGAUAAUAAAUGUUUUGUUGCCGUGGCGGAAGAAUAACUGCAAUGUGUUUUCUUUUAUAUUUCAUGUGCGGCAGCGCUUGUCGACACCAUUUUAUCGACUUGUCUGUGGAGAACCUUUCUUAUAUAAUUCUUGUACGGUCAAGGUCACCAGUACUCGUAAGUGUAUUCAUCGUCGCAGGGGUGUUCACGUAGAUUUCGUACGUUUCCCCUCCGUGAGGCAUACCACAGACUGUUGGAUCUUCCGGUGUCCUUUAUUACCCGUGUACAGAGUGCCUUCUACGUUCUCUUCCUGCGUCAGCAUCUACGGCUCCCCCCCUAUGGGGACUUUUUAUAGGGCCUGAAACUCUGGAUGUUUUCCAGGCUACCUGCUUGAGCAGGUGCUGACGUCUGCUCACCUGGAGCCGUGCUGGAGAUCCGUGUCUCAAUGGCAAAGGCGCUUCUGUGUCCUGCGGGCUUUUCGUGCAGAGACCCCUAAGCUGUAGGAUUGAGUACCUCCCAAUGGAGCUUAUCUUAAAUAGACGGCUAAUGACUUGCAAGCUAGUUCUAUGGUUGUGCCACUUCAGCCCCUGCUGUUAGGUGCUUUUCGGGGAAGAAUCCCGUUGAAGCUUUCUCAGCAUAACUAAGUGCCGGAACCUUCUACACACCCUAUCUCUUUCGAGCAUAGCAUACCGUGUCUUCUGUCUUUCGCAGUCUUGCUAAGGCUUCCUCCCUUCCGAAUGUUUCAGGAUUGCCUGCUGUGACAGAAGCUCCUCCAUGCUCCCUCGGUAGGACGCCUCCAGUAGAUUACGUUCAGUCAGUCCGUUGUGGUGUUUCCGGUGUCACGUCUCUAGCUAUCCACUGAGGAUAGUGGUAGAGGUCUUUUGGGGGGGGCAGCCUUGGCCCCCUUCUUUCACUUUUCCUGUGUCUCUGAAGUUUGCUCAUACAGUUACACGAAGAAACCCACUGAAUGCCGGCAGUUUGCGGUCAUGCGAGCGUCUCUAGGCUUUCUCGUGUUCCUGUCGGGCAAACUUACGGAGAGUCUCCAUCAGCGGCGCUAGAUGCAAAGUUAAAUUUGCGACUAUGUGUUACUUUGUGUGACAAAUGCUCUGGAGGCAUCCUUGAUGUGUAGGCUAAAGGUCUGCUUUUCUGUACAGCCGCUCAGGACAAGGGUUGCUUGUUUUCGCCCUUUAUUCUGAAUAGAGAGAAGAAAGACAAUCAGUGGUGACUCAUUCACACUCUUCGUGCAUAUCACGUGUCUCCAAAUGAAACCUGCUGUCAAGUUCACGGCGUCAGUCGUUCCGUGCUGUUCUCCAGUGUCCUCCAGUGGAAAGCUGACGACACGAAGCGUGCUCUUCAGGCGUCUUCGUGGAAUUGUAUUGGAGGUGGUGUAAACGGAGAUUUUCUUUUCUCACUACUAGAAACAUUCAUCGAGUGGAAGAACAGGAUCCAGCACAGUUUCAGGGGACAAUGAACGAGGUGGACGUGUACAAGUUGUCCUCUUUUUUGCCAUCGUAGAAAAACGGAGUGGUACGAAUGCGUUGUGUUGCCCUGUGUUCUCGGUAGUGCAAAAGUCUCCCUCAUCACUGAGUCUCUGUGACUAGUGGUGAUUGCUGAAAUCCCACGCGUGCGUCUUGUCGACCUCGGGUGUCUCCCUUGAUGACGCAUGAUGCGUGUCUCUCAUUAAGAUAAAUUUACCGUGUACGAAGCUUUAGUUCAGUUGCUCCAUCUUACGUGGUAACGUCAAGACACUCGAUUGAUUUCGAAGACACAAGAACUUCAGCGCCUGAUAAACUGUAUAACGUCUUCAGUUACCAAUGAGUUAAUGUCUGCUUCAUCUGUAUCAAGCGAACAAGAGACGGGGCAGAUGUUCACCAAUAAAUUGGCAAAGCUGCUGCUACGUGUUUGUACCGUACACGACGGAGACACGCAUGAUGAGACAAAAAUGGCGAGCAAUGCAGGUCUGCCGUCGAAUUCAGAGGAGGAUAGCUGCAAGACAGUGGACUAUGCUUUCACCUCUCGCUCUGCGUUCCCUGGAAGUGAAGGAACGACAUUCGUAAGUUCUGUUUGUCGCUCAUCAUCUUCGGGGCCGUCCUCCCUGCUUCAGUUUCCGCCAUCUUCGCCAUUUAAUAUUUGUCAUAGGGUCUGCGACAGAAAACGAGAAAGCAAGCAAACCCGCGCGGUGCUCUUCCUGCCUCAACCUGGUAUUUCUUCAUGUACUUUGGAGACAGCGGAAGACGGAGAACGUGACGAUUUGCUGAGGGACAGGGACAAGUGGCGGAUGCCUGAUGAAGGACGAGCGGAGGAAAAAGAUGAAGGAUCCGUCGAGAGACAAAAACAUACGGCUGAAGAGAGGAAAACUACUCUCGGUAGGCAAGAGAGGGAGGUCGAUAUAAAAGAGAGAGAUUCAUCUAUCCAGGAAAGUAGCUUGGUAAUCUUUGAAGGCUCAACGGGUCAUCCUGCUCCACGGUCAUCGACUGAGAGCGUUGGAAGGCCAACAAGGUCGGAACAUGAUGCAUGCUCUGCUCAAACUUCUUUCAGAUCCGACUUGGCCUCCCGUUUGCGUAAGCAAGGAGUCUUCCAUCACACAUCUGCUCAGCUAUGCCGCAGGCAGGGCGCCAGCGGAGACUUCAGGUGUAGAAAGAGGGGGGAAGGGGCAGCGAAGAGGAAGAAAAUGGCAAGCAGGGGAAACGGCGAUGGCGGGGAUAGCGAUAGUAAUCCCACACUGUCUUCUCAGCGGUUAUGCAAAGAUUUCACAAGCAUCGUCGUCGCUGGUCGGGGAGGCUGUGGAAGAGUCCUCAAGGCCACACACGUUCUCGACGGACAAACCUAUGCAAUAAAAGAGAUCAAGUUUGCGGCGAAUCGCGAGCAUCUGGAUGCCCACAUGGCCGUUUUUCUUCGAGAGGUGUUGUGCCUACGGCGGUUGGACGCGCAUCCGAAUAUUGUACGCUAUUUCAAUAGCUGGGUGGAAGUUUCUCCUCCGCCUCUUACGCCGGAGAACGCCAUCGACCACACGUCGCCUCUUGCAUCUCAGGAUCAGGUGCCAGUGGGGGCGAAGACGACUUGUGUCCGCUCACCGCUAAGACCGUCGAUGCGUGGUCACCUCGCUGGACAUAAGAUAAAGGUCUUCAAGGAUGACACCUUGAGGUGGAACGAAGCCGAAGGAGGAGAUGCAGGAGAAGGUAGUGAUGAAAAAAUGUCUCAAACCCCCCAGAUCCGUUAUAGCAGCUGUGGCCUUGACCCCGAGUGUGAACAGGUUUGCGACAGAAACCCAGACCAUGGUGGAAGGAAUCAGAACCGGGUACAGGCUUUCAGCGGCAGCCAACUAAUCACGGCUUGCAACGGUGCUUUGGCGGAGGAAGAUAAAGAGGUAACAGACAAGAGUAAAAUGCCCGGUCCCUGUCCAUCCCGUGACCGACCACCCUGUGUUUCGUUUCCUACGGGGCGCCCCAAGAUGUCCACGCGCAGUACAAUCCAGAUCGGUCACAACAAACACAUGACGCUUCCACCAACAACACUGACCGUGACAGGGGCGCGCCUGCGAUCAUGUUCAAACUGCCCUCGAGGAGCAAAUGCCCCUUUCGAAAACACUCAACGGGCCUGUUUGAGGAAGGAGGGUCUUCCAUGUAAGGUCACGGAAUUCUUUCCCGUGCAACAUGGCUGUUCCGACCUGUGUGCUGAGUCUCCAGAGGAAGUGGACCGGAGAGUCCGACGGACUACUACGAAAGAAUCAGGCAAAAAGGGUGAGGGAAAGAACGCGGACAGCCACAGUGCGGGUGCAGGUUGGGCAGCAAUGCGGGGCGAGACAAGAAAUGGCACUUGCCGAAGGAACCAUGUGUCGGAAUCUCUGAACGCAGAAUUGGAAACGAUAAGUAAAGAUUUUCUUCGUCUCCACAAUACAGUUUCACGCAGAUUGGUAGUUAGCAAUACGCACGACGGGAAUGAUGAUGUCUUGCCUCCUUCGUGCAACGACCAAUCGUAUGCACUCGGGCAAGAGACUGGCGCCUCUGCCACCGAUUGUGAGAGAUGGAGUGAUGGUGGUACUCAGGAACAAGAGGCGGAUUCGAGAGAAGCCCCAAGAGAUAAAGAAAACUGGGGUUAUGAUGUAGCAAAGCAAUGGACGGAGGACGUGGGGAAGCAGGAGACAGAGGAAGAAAGUGUGCAUCGGAACGGGCAGGGGACCUCGAUUGCCUUUCAGAAUGUCGGUCACGCCUUCGCGUGCAUAAACUCAAAUCGGAAUGAUGAAGUCAAGGGGUUGGAGAUAGCGCUAGAAGCGAGAGAAGAACGAGAAGACGCACACAGACCUUGGACACGACACACUGGAGACAUGCAGUCCCCACCGGAUGGUGAGACGAGCCCUAAAGCGCGAGAAAAGGGAGGCACAUAUAAUGCCCCCUCAUGGUACAGAGACCCAGGAAAGAGCGGUGGUGAAGCACUGCGAGAUAAAGAUGAUAAAUACAGUUAUACGACGGGUAAACACCCUCCAGAAUCAUCCUCAACCGUAUGGAGCGAUGGCCACACUGUCACAGGCGCGGACUGGACCUCUGUUCGGACGGAGUCUCGGCCAGCAGUUAGGGAGAGCAUCAGAAACAUGGGAAAAAAAGACGGUACGAAAAUUCUCGUUUGUGACGAUUUCUGGCCCUGUUACGAGUUCUACAGUGACGAUAAUGGGGAGGAUGGUCUACAAAUUGUCUUCGCGGAAGUAGAUCCAGGUGGCGUUGUGUCGUGUACACGGAAAGAUGGAGUACAAGAGAAUGAGGAAAAUGCGGCGGGGCUGAAGUGUACUGUGGAUGUAACAUCCCGAUCUAGCGGUGUUCCUCCCGUUAGUGAAAACACACUGGUGGUAUCAACGCAGCAUAGCCCAACCGGAAAAAGUGACAUCCGAUCGCGAGAGACUGAAAGGAGAGGCAGUGGGAUGGUGGAGAUGGGCGAAAGGCUGAUGAAUCAAAUGGCGAACGAGGUAAUUCUACAAGAAAAAGUCUGUCCGUUUCUUCAGCCCUCCAGCCGCAUGCCUUGGGACAUCUCCCUCUUUGCUGUAGGUGGCGUAGCGGCAAGCGACAAGGGAGAAGGAACACCUGAAAGUUACAGGAAUCACCAUGCCACAAUGAGCAUGGCCGAUAUGAAAGAGCGGUCCUACAAACCUCGAACAAGGCGACAUAGCUGUGGUUACCCCCGUUAUCCCAAGGAACGACUCUGUGCCCGUCGUGGCAGAAGUCAGAGUUUCACCGCCUCAUCUGAUCGACUACCCGAUGAAGCUGUCGUGGAAUCGAAGGAGGAAGCACAGCACACCCCGGUACAGGGGACAGCUGCAAAAGCGGUAGAUGUUCGGGAACGUAGGAACCUGGAAGAGACAGCAAGCGCUGGGUUGAAGCAGUCUGCUAUAGGGACACACGCAGUUCUGACAGAAUGCCAUCGGUCAACGAUUCACGAUGAUGGAAAUGGUGUUUCCAUACGAAACCAAGACGUUUCGCUCCCAUCACCAAGAUUAUCGUACCACAGAAAACGACACCCCUCCCCACAGCCCCUCACCGGAGGCGUUAAUUCUUCGGAGACCCUCCGAUAUAAACGGUUACCUCAGAGUGAGAGGCAAGGCAACGGCCGGCAGGAAACGACGGUAGUCAAUCUGCGGCGCUGUCGAGAAGCCAUCAAAGGAGUCCAAUCGAAAGAGAUGCGAGGGCGCGUGAGGGCCAAGGCCAACACCUCGCAAAACAUUCCUGACCUUUCUCUCAGCCGGCGGCACUUCCUCGGUCUUUCUUAUCCGUGUGAGCGCAAUCAAUGCAAAGUUGCCGUGUCGCUGUAUAUCCAGAUGGAGUACUGCGGGAUGAGUCUCGACGAGUAUAUUGCACAGACGCCAGAAGUUGAUCCGGAAAGAAACGAGGAAAUUGUGGCGAUGAUUAUCUCAGGACUUUAUCAGUGCCACAGUGCAGGGGUCAUGCAUCGCGACCUGAAGCCAUCGAAUAUUUUCAUCGACAAGGAGACCGGAGUUGUCAAAAUUGGCGACUUCGGCCUUGCCUUUAGUGAAGACAUGAAACAAGUUCCCAGCUCAGACCGUAACAGGGGAUUGUUCGAAAAGGACAUUUCCUCAAAGAACUGCUCCUCGAUUGUGACCCCAAAUUCAGCAACUCCCGAUAGCAAGAGAGUUUAUGGAGAACAGGAUGAAGAUUGUCAGGGUGCUUCCUCUGAUGUGCUUUAUGGUGGCAGCAGGGGAGUGAAAGAAGUACUCAAAGGGGGAGAAGAGAGUGCGCAGAUGAGAAUUAGUAGAGCGAACACAGCUGGACACCAAAACCUGGGAAAAGAGGAACAACAACACUAUCACCGUAGAAGCACGCACAACCUCCACCCGCUUCCAAUUACUCCAUUUCUCUCAGCAACGCCCUUAGCGGGCGGAACUCGGCCACACUCCAGUGUUCAAGAUGGCACUCUGUACAAGACUCAGGUUCUUCAGAGCUCUCCCGGAGAAACGCCGUGCGUCUCAUGUCCUGAGUAUCCGAAACGGGGCCCUCACAGUGAGAUGUCAAGCGCAGGGAGAAGCUCACUCCUUGCAGAGAGAACAACUCUGAUUUCCGGCGUCGGCGAGCAAGAGCGGAAGUCUGUUGACAGAGAGAAAAUUUCUCUCAGUCCAGAAAAUUUUCCCGGUCUGUGUCCUUCGGAGCUUCCCACAGGUGCAGUGGAACAUGUAGAGCCCUCUUCUUUGGUCAUGCAGAAGCCCAGGAACGACCCCACAAAACUGAAGAAAGAAGCAUUAAGCAGCGUAUCACCCGUGGUCGGAGAGGUACCCAGUCUCGCCAACGUACAGAGGUCACAUGCUGCUUGCCUGACUCCUCGAACAACGUGGGAAGGCCUUCCCAAUUGUCAAAGUCCCGUCUUCUCCGCUCUCCGACGCGAUCUCGAAAAAAGACACCACGACACCACCAGGCUAAGUAUGGCGCCCAGCUGCAUGAAGCACGUAUCCUUACCAGCAAGUAUUUCCGGGACGCCCAGGCUUGCAAGUACUCCAGCGCGAACCUGCAGCUGUGGAUGGCAGACGGGUCACUUCAGUUGCUGUGCGUCUCCUGUUAAAACCGUUUGUCCGUCUCCUCUCCAUUUGUCGCUUGACAUUUCUGGCUGUGUUCACAGUCCGUGCAACUCACCGCACAGACGCAGUCAAAUCCCCGUUCCGCGUUGUCGAAAUCAUUCUGGUCUCCACUGGCCAACUUCGGUAGUACCGCUGCAUAGUCCAUGUAGUUGCGUGGCAGGUAGCAUGCAUGAAAGCAACUUGUGGAGCCCGCGGAUGGGUUUCGCAGCCUCGAUGGAGGGUGGCGGAUGCUGUGGGACCGCAGGAGGACCCUGCUGCAGUCGGCGAUGUCGGGCACCCACUACUUGUAGAGACCCAUAUUGUCAUCUCUGUGACAGUUUUGAGGAGGGUGACAAGGUAGAACUGCGACUUGAUGCGGAUCGACAUUCGCCGAAAAGUGGCGGGGAGAAAUCUUGCGUAAGCUCCCGUACUGAUGGUUUCUCACCGGAGACGGGUCUGCCCAACUCCGCUCGUGUAAGUACCCCGGAAAGGGGCACUGGUCAAGGUACAACCCACCUUGUUCCCGAAACGAGUCAAUCAGGCAGGCGUCGCCAUGAAUUCCGGCGUUCCCCCGAGCAACGCAUUGGUACGAUUGACGAAUGUUACAAUCAAGUGACAGUCCCACAGACAAACAUGGUGACUUCGGGCAUACCUGAAGGGACUAUUGAGCGACUGCCAUGCCUAUCUGAAGAAAUGAACGACGGUAACCAAGGCUGGGCUGCGAGGGGGGCGAACGCGAAGGAUUCGUCGUCAUGUUGCCCCUCUGUUCGUUGCCAAAAUCCCGUUAAAGGAACAGAGAACACGACACAGUCUCGCGGGUGGCGUCUCUCGCGGUCACUAUCUCAGGCAUCGCCUGCAUACCUCAACGAAGAAACCCGACAGAAAGCCCGUUGCGUAUCUCCCGAAUUCUUAUGUGGCGGGCGGGACCGAGGCGGGAGAGGAGGAGCAACAGCAGUACACGAAAGUAAAACCAUCGCAGAUAUGUGCUCCAUUCCUUGCCAUGAAAACACAGCCCGACAUCGAUGCCCCUCUCUUCCAUGCACACCUCGAGACGGUCCUCCCACCGUGCCGGCACUGUUCGAGAAACGAACAGCAGGAGUGGGGACUAGAGCUUAUGCGCCACCAGAGCAACUUCAAGGCGGGAGAUAUGACUUCUCAGUGGAUAUAUGGGCUUUGGGUCUCAUUGUUCUAGAUUUGUUUACAAGGUGCAACACAGCUAUGGAGCAGGCCAUGAAUUUCCGUAAUGCUCGCGAUGGACGCUUUCCUCCAAGUGUGACUUCGACGUAUCCAUGGGUUGUACCCUUCUGUCGAUGGUGCCUGCAAAAUGACCCGUCAAAGCGCCCUACAAUUCGUCAGCUGUACCAGCACUAUUGCUCUACAGGAUCUGUGUUUGGCCCCAAAACAGCGACAUCCAGAUGUUCGGCUUCAGGACUCUUGUCUCACACGGAAGACAAUAAUGUCGUGUUUCCGCUCUGUCUCCCACUGCCUCACAUUUGGACGGGCACAUGUCUCCCACAUCGUCUGCUGCCAUCGGAUGACUUCUUCCACUCUCCGCGCUCGGGUGUUCUUGUCAAUGUUGACUCUCAUGCGAGGAAUGAUGAUUCUCUGGGAGGUACGGUGGGCUUGGGACAAACACAGUGGCAGAACUCUGUGGUCGCUCUGAGCCCACCAGCUUGUGGUUCGUACGAAUUUUGUGACCAGGCUAGUUCUUCGUGUUUCGACGCGCACAUCAGUGGACAAAGUCACCCCCCGCAGUCCUAUGCCAGUAGUCCUCUGAGGAUACCUUGUAACCACUCAUGCUUUCCAGCAGAUUUGAGCCCACUCUCCUUGAGCAGAUCUCCCAGGGAGUCAGCCCACACCAGCACAUGUGUUGCUGGCGAAAGAUCCUGUGGAGACACUGCCCGAAGCCCUACGUGCGUCUGUGGACCAAGCGCACAUGCGUCACCGGCGAUUUCAACAAGGCUGGGCUGUUGUGCGUGCCCAAUCACAGGCCCCUGUCGAGGUGAGGCGGUGGAUGAACCAAAUUUCUGUGUGGUUCGCGAUUCAGAGGGUGAGGACAACACUCUCCUCUCAGGCUGCUCCUGUAUGUCGAUUUCUGCCGGAAGCAGCAGACGCCCGGAGAGCCCGUGGCAGGGUCAGCAUAUGAACACGCCAUCAACCUGCCCAUCAACAACAUUCAUAGGCUGUUCCGCUUGCCAGUGUCCGUUUUGUGCGUGCUGCGUUUGCCGAGGUUGCAGCGGGGCCGUAUGUGAGGUGUUCCCCGCUGAGGGGUUGGCUAGUUCAGCUGCCAGCGGUGGACCAGUCUCUCCCACUGCACUGAAGCUCUCUUCAGAGGGAAGGAUGUUCAAAGAUACAUCGAGCGAGGUAUGGGGACAGCCCGGAGUAGCCUUAGCCAGAUGCCGCAAGUUUCCGACUCCCUGGUCUUUUUCUCCAGCAGUGGUUCAUGGAGAUGAAAGCAAAACAUCCCCACCACAUAAUUGGAGCCGUCCCGCCCAGGAACCCGACAGCUGUCAUCUGUGGUACAUGCUCCCGCCGCCACGGACCCUGCUUCCAUGAUCUUUGCAUCGGCCUCCGGUCAUUAGGACUUGAUUCUCUCUUCGCGACAGUUUCGGAAACUCAUUCAAGAGGCGUAGGCGGGGUGCACAGGACGGCGAAGUCUAAAAAGUGAAGAGGCUGUAUUACCUGUAUUGCCCAUUCUCCCGCCAGUUGCAGAGAAUUCUUGAAGAGGCCGGACACAAACCAUCUACUACCAUGGAAUCCCGUUAAGCCAGACGGAAGCACGAAUGCAUAUGCGUGCCUGUGAUGAUUCAUCUCAUGAAGUUGAUCUGUCCACGUGGACAGUGGUGACAGAAGGAGCUUCGUAUCUGCCUCAUCUACUUUACCGAGUGAAUCGUAAAUAGGUUCACACAAGAAUGCGUGUAUGAAUAGGCUUCUCACGUAGUCCGUUCAGUGCGGAAGGCUUUGGGGAGUUAGAAAGUGUAGCCGUUUCAUAGGUGUCGAAACUUGUGAGGAUGCCAACGGCUUUUUUUGGAUAAUCGAUCCGUCUGUAUUCGAUGGCAUUCACAUGUUAGAAGCCAGUGUAAAUAAAUCGUCUGGCUGUGUUCGGGGAAAGACAGUGAGUUACAUUGUUUUGUUCGUGUUCCAGUGACGUUCUUCAUCACCUACAAUCAUUGAAAGGAAGCACAGCCGAAGACCGCAACGGAGUCAAAUCGAUUAAGCUACCGUGCAACCGUAUGUGGAUGAGUGAAGCCACCAUGUCACUAGAUCACUGGCCACCGACAAUACAGUUCAAAGACUGGGGGGCAUUAUUUGUUUUUGUAGGAGAUGUAGACGCUUUCAUUUUGUGUUCCGGCCGAGAAUAUGUUCAAUUGCUCACACGUUGAGAUUCAAAUAUGCUUAUGUACAUACGCAAGCCGGAUGAGCAUGCAUGACAUGGGUAUUAAAUUCGGUGUACGAUAUAUGUGCCUGUUGGGAAAUAAACCAUAUACUGUUAUCUGCAGUGACCCAAUAAGGAACCAAUAAUGCGAG